Messenger RNA from Cottoperca gobio, 1819 nucleotides. RefSeq lists its product as uncharacterized. Lineage: Eukaryota; Metazoa; Chordata; Actinopteri; Perciformes; Bovichtidae. The record is from RefSeq and is a predicted model, not a curated record. The coding region runs from base 111 to 1457 and encodes 448 amino acids. Gene Ontology annotation, molecular function: GTPase activity; GTP binding. The transcript has 12 exons.
CCGCAGCAGGGCGCUGCUUCCGCACAGGAGAGUCCUUGUGCAACACCGAAACUCUUCCCCUGGUGGUGAAGGAAACAGCAGAGAGGCGGCUGUUGGCAGACUGUGUUAUAAUGUCGGGCAGAAAGCCCCGGUCUGUGGCAAACCCUCUGGAGUCUGCGAUCACCACACCGAGUGAGAGGAUACUGAAAGAAUGCCACACUUUAUAUGUCGACAGCGAAAACGGCCUGGUGAAGAUUGCCAGCAGCCUCGGAGUUCGGCUCCUGCCUCCCAGAAAGAAGAUCAUUGUGAUGAUAAUGGGGAACCACUCUGCAGGGAAGAGCUCCUUCAUUAACUGGUAUGCUGAGGAGCACAUACAGAAAGCAGGCGUCGCCAUUGAAACGCAGGGAUUUACGUUCAUCACAAGUGGUCGCAAAAGAGAAUCAUUGACGGGCAAUGCAACCCUACAUCUCUACCCUCACUUUAGACCAAUCCUUGAGUUCAAAGGUGUCAUGGACUAUCUGUCUGCUGAGAUCUCCACUUCCAAGCAGAAGAAGUUCAGUCUGGUGACAUUUGUGGACACACCAGGUUUGGUGGACGGAGACAUGGUCUACCCUUUUGAUGUCAACAGCGCCAUCAUCUGGUUGGGAGAACAGGCGGACUUGGUAUUCGUGUUCUUCGACCCGAUGGGCCAGGCGCUCUGCAAACGCACACUCAACAUCGUGGAGAAGCUGAGUGAGAAAUGUGGAGACAAACUGUUGUUCUACCUCAGCAAAGCAGAUGAAGCUGGGAAAGACACAGACCGACAGAGGGUGAUGAUGCAGAUAGUCCAGGAGCUGUGUCGCCGUCCAGGUCUCAACAAAUGUGGUUUUGAUAUGCCUACAAUAUACAUCCCCAACCCACAGAAGCCGAGCCGCUGUGUGAACCAGAUCGAUGGGGUGUGUCUGACCAUUGAGAAGACCAUCAACCAGGCUGUUCAGAAGACUUUGGAUCAUCUGGAGAAAGACUGUGACCUUAUUUGUUCCACCAUCAGCAGCAGGCUGGAGCAGGACAGGGCGGAUGUGUCUCACAACAAAAGCGUCCGUCUUCACUCGUUUCUGUGUGGCGCUCUGGGUAUUUUCCUUCCCGCCCUCUUCAUCCUCAGUUUCCUUGUGAACACCUUCUCCACCGAACAGCUGGACGAGUUGUUGGGUGAAAGGCCGGCUCGGACCCUCUUCAUCUUCACAGGAAUAGUCAUUUAUUUAUGGGACUGGAUACCAGAAGAUGGACAAGUAGUGUUUGUCAUCAUUUUUGGAGCUUUUUGCUACCUCCUGCUUUUCCUAGCAAAGUAUUUUGCAGGCCGAGGGAAUAAGACUCUGACGAAGAAGGAGAAGAGGACGAUGGCAGAGUACAGUGAUUAUAUCCAGGAUAUUGUCAAAACUAAGAAGGGGACAUUGUAUGAAUGGUACCUCCAGCAGUGUGCAGCAGAAUAUGACUUCUGAAGCUGAACACAGUCCACAGAGGUACGUCGAUAUAUUGCGACACGGCUUUUGUGAAAAGCGGCUCAGCUGCCAUGGUGGAUCAUUUGGUGUUUUCUAGUGGAAUCAGUGGGACUUUCUAAACAGAUGAUCAGGUUCUCUCUCUCCUCAGUCGGGCAGGUGUAACCUGUAAAUGCAGCAGAUAUCACUGCCAACAUUUAUCAUCUCAAGAGCUUCGAUUUAAGAUGAAGUGCCUUUAUUAGUCAGUACAAGAGAAGCUGUGAUUGUAGUUGUUUGAUGAAAACAAAUUUAAUAAUGUGAAUAGAUACUUGUAUUUUUCGUAAUACAUAAAAGUUGAUGCAGAAAGAAGUGUUUACAAACUGUUU